Paramormyrops kingsleyae is the source of this 5123-nucleotide messenger RNA. Its product is annotated as nuclear respiratory factor 1-like. The record is from RefSeq and is a predicted model, not a curated record. Gene Ontology annotation, molecular function: DNA-binding transcription factor activity. NCBI's taxonomy places the organism in Eukaryota, Metazoa, Chordata, Actinopteri, Osteoglossiformes, Mormyridae. Gene Ontology annotation, biological process: regulation of transcription by RNA polymerase II.
AGCCGCACCAACAAACCCGGCAGCGGCGGGCUAGGGGAAAGAUGGGGGAAAAUGUCGACGCGUUUUAGCUGUGGGGUUGUGCAGAUUAAUUGACCCCAUUUCAACGAAAGCCUCACGUUAAUCUCAUAACUAAGCCCAGACGAAACACAAAUGUAGCCUCGGCGCCGCUACAGGCCGCAGUAGGCCUGGGUUUCUUACUAUAAUACUCAUGAGAGGCGGGCUAACGUUGGGAACUGAAAAUUACCCCAAAACGAAGAGUUGUGGGUUCGCUUGUAAUAUCGACACAUUACACACUAGUAAAGUUAAAAAAAUGUGUUCAAUUUAAGGGUACGCCGCGUAUUAAUUAUCUUUGCGCCAUGCUAGUGAAGGCGAAGUAGGAAAACGCGCCGUUUGUUAAUGCUAAGCAGCUAGCAUGACCCGCCAACAUCAAUCAACCGGAAAGUAUGGGCGCAGAGUACCGUGUAGCGAGAUGUGCUUUUAUACAAGUUGUCAUCAGUUUAGCGCGUUGUAUUAUGCGUGCUUCUUCGUAGUUCAACAUGCAAACGUAGUGACAAGUUGGUUCCCAGUGUUGGAUGGUUAGAUAAAUAUGCUGUCUUGAACUAAUUCAACUAAAUUGUGUAAUUCAAAUAAAAAAACUCUUUUUCAGAACACCGUAAAAUUGCAUGAUUUUCUUGUGAAAUUUGAUGUGUAUAGUUUUGUUGAGGGGAAGUGGGGGAAGUAAUGGGUGGAAUUAUACCUUAGUUGAAUAGUUGUCAUUAAUCUACGUUUCUCAUCAAUGCUGUGUUGCGGUGACAAAACAGUCAUGUGAGCUGAGCGAACCAGUUAAUUUAUCCAAAACUCAUAUAAAAACAACGAUUUCCACUAGUAAAAUCUUUCUUAUGGCAAUAUUGUUGUGUGUCUAAAUUUUAAAAUAUUGGAACGUUCUCACAUAUAUCUAGGCAAUUCAGAUCAUUUAAAUAAAGAUUGAUUUAGAUUGUCGUAGUUAUUAUUUAGUUAACGUGUAAGAGUAUUUCUCGAAAACGCUGCCAUCACAAUUCUUCACAAUACCCUCUCAGUUGCACUGGAUUGCAAUUCUUUAGUACUUUACCAAUCAAGUAGAUUUUCCACUGCAUAUCUAUUGACACGGACAAUUUUAUGAGUGUAAAACGACAGUAAUUUGAAAGGUGGGAAAUCAGCGGGCUGUUUUGGCGGUUUUUUCUAUUGGCGUUUACAACAUUAAUGUGGGCCUACAACAUUUUUGCAGUUAAUUUACAUAGUGUGACACAGGCUGUGAGCACCAUGGAUGAGCACAGUGUGCACCAGACAGAUAUUAGCACCAUCGAGGCCCAUGCCGUCAGCGGCCAGGUGCAGCAGGUUCAUGUGGCCACCUACACAGAGCACAGCAUGCUGAGUGCGGACGAGGACUCUCCCUCCUCACCCGAGGACGACGCCUAUGAUGACUCCGACAUCCUGAACUCCACGGGCACUGAUGAAGUUACGGCACACCUGGCUGCUGCAGGGCCAGUGGGUAUGGCGGCAGCAGCUGCAGUAGCAACAGGGAAGAAGAGGAAACGUCCACAUAUCUUUGAGUCCAACCCAUCCAUCCGCAAGAGGCAGCAGACGCGACUGCUCAGAAAACUGAGAGCCACCCUCGAUGAGUACACGACCCGCGUGGGUCAGCAGGCCAUCGUACUGUGCAUCUCUCCCUCUAAACCCAACGCGGUGUUCAAGGUUUUCGGCGCUGCCCCACUGGAGAACGUGGUGAGGAAGUUCAAGGGCAUGAUCCUGGAUGACCUAGAGAAUGCAUUGGCGGAACACGCUCCCCCCGCCGCUGAGCUGAGCUCUGAACUCCCGCCGCUCACCAUCGAUGGCAUCCCCGUAUCUGUGGACAAGAUGACACAGGCCCAGCUGCGAGCCUUCAUCCCCGAGAUGCUGAAGUACUCAACGGGCCGUGGGAAGCCCGGCUGGGGCAAGGAGAGCUGCAAGCCUGUGUGGUGGCCCGAUGACAUCCCCUGGGCCAACGUCCGCAGUGACGUGCGCACCGAGGAGCAGAAGCAGAGGGUGUCGUGGACGCAAGCGUUGAGGACCAUUGUGAAGAACUGCUACAAGCAGCACGGCCGUGAGGAUCUGCUCUACGCUUUCGAGGACCAGCAGGCUCCCCAAACACACUUGACCACGGCCACCGCUGCUGUCACCCAUGGCAUUGCCCAUCUGGUACCUUCGCAGACUGUGGUGCAGACCAUUAGCAACCCUGACGGCACUGUGUCCCUUAUACAAGUGGGAACUGGGGCGACUGUAGCUACGUUAGCUGAUGCCUCGGAACUCCCUGCCACUGUGACUGUGGCCCAGGUCAACUAUUCCACCAUGGCUGAUGGAGAGGUGGAGCAGAACUGGGCCACGAUACAUGGGGGAGAGAUGACCAUCCAGACACCCCAGGGAUCAGAGGCCACGCAGGCCGUGGCGUCACUAGCAGAGGCCGCUGUGGCUGCUACGCAGGACUUGCAGGCUGGAGCCACGGUCACCAUGGCACUCAACAGUGAGGCAGCAGCCCACGCAGUGGCGACACUUGCAGAGGCCACCCUGCAGGGCGGGGGGCAGAUCGUGCUGGCGGGGGAGACGGCGGCUGCAGUGGGAGCUUUGGCCGGCGUGCAGGACGCCAGCGGACUCGUCCAGAUCCCCGUCAGCAUGUACCAGACUGUGGUCACCAGCCUCACGCAGGGUAACCGCCCUGUGCAGGUGGCCAUGGCUCCUGUCGCCACACGUAUCGAAAACACAGUCACUCUGGACGGGCAGGCGGUGGAGGUCGUGACCUUGGAGCAAUGACGCUGACUUCACUGGAUUCCCUUGCGUUUCAAGUCAGGACGUGCCAAUCUCCCCCGUGUUCUCCUUUAAGAGAACCAUACUUGAGUCGGUUGGGUUUCCUUAGUCUUGUUGGAUGUGACUGAGUAAUGUACAGAUGCAUUUGUGUAAAUAUGGUUAGAGUAAUUUUUUCCACAUCCUUUUUAAGCAUUUUUUGGAAGUGCAUGAGGCAGACUGGGGAUUUCACAGGUUAUACAUUAACAGCUUACAACACACUAGAAUUUUUCCCCCCCUAUUCAAUACCAAUAGUCCUCAUAAUUUUGGACACAUUUCAGGCCUCAGAUUCGUCAGUAAAAUGCCUCUAGCUGGUGCUAUAAUCACCGUGCCCUCUGCUUAUAGGCGCUGUGUCAUUCCUCAGGUAGAUACACAUCACCAGACGGACUUCUUUUAGUGAGUACAUUGCUCACUAUAAAAUUCCAGGUAAAACAGACCAAGUUGUAGAAGGCAGGCAGAUGCUCAGACUUGGAGCGUGUGAUGGUGGUAGAUUCCAAACCAAAUGUACGAGUGUUUGAGGGUUAAGCUGCACUCCAGGUUUCUUGUCCCUCGAGGAUCUUUGCCAGGACAGCUGUGGGUAGUGCCCCCCCCCCCUCCUACCCCCAUGGGCCAAGAGGUCAUGUGCUGAGUGGGGGUCAUCUUUCAGAGAGAUGCAUGUGUUGUGUGUGGGAACCGCCCCACUCCCCUAAGACCCCAGUGGACAGGAAACCGUUGAGUUUAUUGGGCUUGUCCCAAGCAAACACUCCAGUAUGUACUGGCUGGUCCAAGGCUGUGGGUGCACUCACAGCGGUUCUGUUUGGAAGAGCAGUGUGGACAUUACUACUUUGGUUUAAUGACUUUAGGAAGUGCUUUCUCUUGUAUUUACCACUUUAUAUGAAAUUGUCAACAUUUGUUAGUGCUGAUAUGUAUUUCUUUCAUGCCAGAUCUUACCUCAAAAGGUGUGUGUUUUGAAUAAUGUUAAUUGUGAAUAAUAAUGUAAGUUUAACAUGUCUGGUCUAUUCGGCCUUUUGAACUGAUCAGAAUUUAGAGUAGGUUGACUUUUUGAUGCAAACCCACGUGAAGCAUGCAGUUACCUACUAAUCAAAGUGGACAGUUCUUCAAUAAAUCAUUUAAUGUUCACAAAAAAAAAUACUUUUUUUGUUCCCAGUGAGUUUAAACCUGAUUUUAAAAAUCCAAUUAAAAUGUUUUUUAAAAAAAAAACUAAAAAACUUUGGGUUUGGGUUUUUGACGGCACUGGUAGACCUACAUCGCACUGGGAAAAUACAUCUGGGGCAAUGUUUCCCCCCAUCCAGUCAGAAGACCGCUUUAAAUUAGAAAAACCCAAAUACACAUUGUCACCAGUUUGGUACAAGUUUAAUUAUAAACUCACAUUAAAAAUGCUAAUAGAACGGCACUUUAUGCUAAUACAAGGGGGAUAUGUCGAAAAAUCCAGCCCUAGGCUGUAGUCUCUCCAGCACCUCCUGGUUCUGGCCCGAGGUCGCAGCAGCCUCAGUACCCUUGUGAGCUGACCAGGUGACAUCUAUCAUUAUAAGAUACGCAAAACAAUUCAGCUUGCUCCUCUUGAUCUGGAGUAGCGGAAGCUCUGUUAUGAGGUUCCUCUGGAUUGUCACAGUCUGUAAAAGAGAAGCCAGAAAGUAUGCAGAGAAACCUCAUUUUGGCCAGUUGUACUAGUGACAUAUGUCUGUGUAGUUUCUUCAAGACGUUCCACCUCUCAUCCGAAUGGUUCCUUCAUUUCUGAACUUUUGGAUGGGAGGUGAAACGUCUUCAAGAAAUUGAAAAAGUUCAGUUGCCUUCAAUUCAAGCCCUUAAGAUGGUACUUGUGACCUUCUCUUUUCAGUCAUUACCAACAGCUGGUGACCUAAAGGUGAGGAUGGAGACAGAUUUUGUUCUCUCUUCACCGCCACAGUUCUGCAAAACCAUGGUCACUAAACAAAUCUGCCCUUUUGCUAUCAUUCAUGAGCAAGAUCCUGUGAUAUUUCCUCACUAAGGAAUGACUCUCAUCUCAGCUGAAAGGAGAAAUCCAUAUUUUUGAGAGCGCACCAAUGCCUCAGAUUUUGCUAAUUCUAAUCCCUGCCACUUCUCAUUCAGCAUCACACUGUGUAUGUUAGAGGUCCUGGUGACAUGAGGCCAGAGGUGUGGCAACAGGACAUGCAAGGAAGGCGAUUUCCUGGGGCCCUGAGUGGAGAAGGGCCCCCCCGAGGGCAGUUCAUUUCCGAGUACAUUGCAUUGACAAAUCUGCUUUAUUUGUGUAUUCUGUUUUCACAAAAGUGAAAAUAAAGGACUUGCAUUUA